This is a messenger RNA of Prorocentrum cordatum, 369 nucleotides long. NCBI's taxonomy places the organism in Eukaryota, Dinophyceae, Prorocentrales, Prorocentraceae. The record is from the annotation of a GenBank genome assembly.
AUGGCUGGUGUCGCACGACGAUCUCCGCGGGAUGUUGUCUGCGUCGAGUCGGCCAUCAAGAAGUGCGGGGCCACAAAGCAAUGGAGCGCCGCGCUGCAGCUCUUCGCCGAGGCGUCCCGACGAAGCUCGGCAGUCGCUCCAGGCUGUUACCUGGCAGCCGCUGGAGCGUGCGGUAAAGGUCGGCAGUGGCAGCGGGCCUUGGCGCUGCUUUGCCAGGCGUGGGAGACGAGGAUGGAGCGCAACGUCACCCUAAGCUACAGCGUUGGGACCAGCGCGUGCGAGAAGGGGGGGCAGUGGCAGCGGGCCCUGGCGCUGCUCGGCGAUAUGCGGGAGUCGAGAUUGGAGCCGAAUGCUACGGGUCAUCCCUAA